AUGUCGGAUCGCUUUUACGGAAGAAGAUCUACGUACCUCAACAGUGCUUUUAAUGAACGUGCCGGUCCUAGGACUACUGAUGACAGAAAAUACCAUCACACUGUGAAACCUGCUCAGAGAACUCCUCACUAUGCACAGGUGUCAGAAUUAUACCCAAUGCAAGCGUCAUUGGGUGGCCCGAGUGAUUUCCGAUAUCGACCAACUGCUGAUAUAAUGAUGCCUGGAACAGAUACUCCUGGUUAUGGACAUGGACGUCAUGGAAGCAGUGGUGGGGGUGGCGUUUCGAUCCCCGUUGUUCAUCUCGACUCACCGACUUACUACCCUAGCCGAGGCACUUACAGUGGUGGUCUUUCUAGACCCGAGCCAGCAAGCAGUUAUCGGACUGGAGGAUUAACUAGAAAGACUACUCCGACGGUAACCAGUCCAACUUCACUUUCGACAGAUCCUGAAGCGGAAGUAGAUGCAUUGACGGAUGCGCUAAUGCAAAAAAUGGAAGCUCCGAGAUCUGGUGGAAUUAUAUCUCCGCAUGGAUCAGAGAUGGAUGGAACUUCUUCGCCAGGUAAACGAAAUUGUUUGUCGUACAAUUCUUUGGGCAUCUCAUUAAAUACUUUACAAGGCCUGUAUUUACGACCACAGUUUAUAGUACUUUUUGGAACAUUUAGACGCUCAGGAAGGGAUCCUUUCUCAGCAAUGAACGUAAUUUUAAAUCUAAUGACUUUACCACGAAAUCCUGCCACUCUGGUUUAA
Messenger RNA from Rodentolepis nana, 747 nucleotides. Lineage: Eukaryota; Metazoa; Platyhelminthes; Cestoda; Cyclophyllidea; Hymenolepididae. The record is from the annotation of a GenBank genome assembly.